Corythoichthys intestinalis (scribbled pipefish) is the source of this 5803-nucleotide messenger RNA. RefSeq names its product RNA binding fox-1 homolog 1 (gene rbfox1). The record is from RefSeq and is a predicted model, not a curated record. The transcript has 12 exons. Gene Ontology annotation, biological process: nervous system development; regulation of alternative mRNA splicing, via spliceosome. Bases 205 to 1431 code for a protein of 408 amino acids. Gene Ontology annotation, cellular component: nucleus; cytoplasm. Gene Ontology annotation, molecular function: mRNA binding. Lineage: Eukaryota; Metazoa; Chordata; Actinopteri; Syngnathiformes; Syngnathidae.
AGCAGAAAGCACUUGGUACUCCACCGUAUGGGACUGUCUGCUGCUUCCCUUGAAGCUUCAUCUUUCAGUUCACUCCCUAAAAUCAUUAGGUUUUCUUUUCUCUUGUUUCUUUAUUCACUCUUCACACUCCCCUUUCCUUGUUGUUGAGAUUAGGCUUUGUGUGUGUUUGGGUUGAGGGGGUUGUGUUCAUCUUGAGGAGGGACCAUGCAGCAUCCUGGAGGAACAUGUGUGGCGUUACCCAAUGUGGAUGCCUGUCCUCAGCUGUCCUGCGCCGCCCUCACCUUUAUGUAUUUACAGCAGGGUAACCAGGACACACCAACUCCCCCAGAUCCAUCCAUGGCCCAGACGUACCCAUCAGCCCAGUUUACCCCCACUCCCCAGAAUGGCAUUACCCCUGAAUUCACAGCUUCGCAUCCUCACCCACAUCCACAUUCACACCAGCACCCAGUACCUCAAGACUACUCUGGAGUUCAGGCCUCUGUCAGCGACCAUCCACUUAAUAUAUACCAGUCUACACAGAGCCACAGUGACCAGAAUGGACCAGACAUCAUCCGUCAAACAGUUACCGGCACCGCCACACAGACAGACGAUCCUGCGCAGACAGAUAGUCAUCCACCGACGCAAACUGUACCUGAGAGCCCAGACAGCAAGGUCCAACCCAAAAGACUACAUGUCUCAAACAUUCCCUUCAGGUUCAGAGACCCAGACCUCAGGCAAAUGUUUGGCCAAUUUGGCAAAAUCUUAGAUGUGGAAAUCAUCUUCAACGAACGUGGUUCUAAGGGUUUUGGAUUCGUAACGUUCGAGCAUAGUAUGGAAGCUGACAGGGCCAGGGAGAAAUUACACGGCACUGUGGUGGAAGGUCGUAAGAUAGAGGUCAACAAUGCAACAGCACGAGUAAUGACCAAUAAGAAGACAGUCAACCCAUAUGCAAAUGGCUGGAAGUUGAAUCCAGUAGUCAGUGCUGUCUACAGCCCAGAAUUCUAUGCAGUGCCAGGUUUUCCCUACCCAGCAGCAAGUGCAGCAGCAGCAGCAGCAUACAGAGGAACCCACCUACGAGGUCGAGGACGAACAAUCUACAACACAUUCAGGGCGGCCGCACCACCUCCUCACAUUCCAGCUUAUGGAGGUGUUGUUUACCAGGAUGGAUUUUAUGGUGCAGAUAUUUAUGGUGGUUACGCUGCCUACAGAUUUGCCCAGCCUACUGCUGCCACAGCAGCUGCAUACAGUGACAGUUAUGGACGAGUAUAUGCUGCCGAUCCCUACAACCACACUCUCACCCCAGCAGCCACAUACAGCGUUGGUGCCAUGAAUGCAUUCACCCCUCUGACAGAUGCCAAAACACGGAGCCAUGUUGACGACGUCGGGCUUGUGCUAUCCUCCCUCCAGGCUAGUAUAUACCGGGGAGGCUACAGCCGCUUUGCUCCCUAUUAGCAACACUCCCCAAGAGAAACAAAACCUUCCAACUGGACAAGAAGAAAGCGAGUGUGAGUGUAUGCGCUUAUGGGUGUGCGUGAACGAAUGAGUGCGGAUGUGAGGGAGUAAUUGCCGAGGCCUGGGUAUUGCAAUACUUGCAAUUAAAGCAUCAUUUCAGCAUCUCCUAAGAGAGAGAAAAAUACAGUAUAGAGGACUAAAAUGACAGCUGAUAUUUUUCAUCUUAUACCUCAGAUAUUUUGUGCUGUGUAUUUUGAUAUUGUGGGGUUUUAAUUUCUGAAGAUUUACACAUAGUUUUCAGCAGUAGGAAUAUUGUCCAUGUUACUAAUAAAGUAAAUGUGAGAGUUAAAAAUUAGGACACAGGACAUAUUUAUCUGAUUCAUAUUAUUGUACUGUACAUACUAUUACACCGACUCUGUAUGAUAGAUAUUUUGUUAAUAUUUUUAAAUCACUCUUGCCAAUGAAAAGCAUGUAUCUCAAAAGCUUGAGACUUGUUUAUAUUCCUAAGACGAUACAAAUGUUUUUUUUGUUUUGUUUGCUUGUUCCUAUGUUUCAGGACAAGUGUGUGCGUGUGUGUUAUUACAAGAAUUUAGAGAUUCAUGCUUUUCAUGGCUUAGCAUUGUUCUGUUUUUUUAAGUGGUGUAGAGGGACUGCUUCUUCUCUCUUUAAUAUUUGCACUCGCUAAUUCUUACGGAUGCAUUUUUUUUUUCGGUUUGGGAUUUUGAGAACAUUGCCAUUAAAAAAACGAUCAAUUUGGGGGAAUAUUAAAGAGCAGGACAGUCCAAUUUAGGGGUGUCCAAACUUUUUUUUCUCCGAGGGCUGCGUCCAGAAAAAUGUUUUUAUAUGUAUUUAUUUUUUUAAGUGUUAUCUCAUUGGCUGCCGUUGACAUUCAGUCAUUGAAUGUCUACUGCCGUCAAUGGCAGUGAAGCAUGAUCACUCGAUGCCAUCCCUCCCAGUUGAAAUGGACUUGAUGUUGAGAACUGUCUGUGACAGUGAAGUUAAGAGCUGCAAGCAGCAAAAUAAUCUAGCAAAUGACACAAACUGCAGAACAAAGUCAAAAUGUCCAACAACAGUAAAACUAAGCUCAGUUUGUCACAUUGGGAUAUUUUUUUUAUAUGUUUAGUCUUAUAAAACAAAAUACUGAAAUCCUACACGGUUUCCUACUCUGAUUUUUUUCUGAUUUGCUGGUUUUGACUCCUGAGCUAAUGGAAAGGCACUGUUUAAGUGACUAGUGCCAUCUAGUGUUAAAACUGAGAAGCGCAACAGAAUGUAGUCUGAAUUUAAGCUUCUUGUGCUGGCCAUAGUCAAUGAUAUUUUUCAGUAAUUAAAAGCAACACUAGGUAACUUUUCAACCUUUCAUAAAAUAUUUUCAUAACAUUAGUCAUAGUAUGUCGACUGACAGCUACCGUAAUUUUCGUACUAUAAUGCGCACCUGACUAUUAGCCGCCACCCACCAAAUUUGACAUGAAAAUGGCAUUUGUUAAUAGAUAAGCCGCACUGGAAUAUAACACGUAGCUGUCUUCACUGUAUCAUCAGAUAUUUACUCCAUAAGAUAUUAACCGGUAACAUUAUAUUUGACAGUGGCAUCAUAAGUCUGUUAUAAGACCAAAUGAACCCCAUGAAGCUUUGAUCCAAUUGGCUGCAAAGCUUCAUUGCUUUAAGAAGCUUCAUUUGACCAUUACUGCUCCCUUGGGGUAGACAGUCAACCUCUGCUGCCACCUGCUGUCAACACUGUUGUCGUCCAACAAGCCUCCUAGCAUGCAUUGCAGAGCUACAGAUGUAAAUUACAAUCAAAAAUUAUGUUCCAUGCUAAUUAUUUCAUCAGUUACUGUUAGGGUUGUUCCGAUCAUGUUCUUUUACUCCAGAUCCGAUCCCGAUCGUUUUAAUUUGAGUAUCUGCCGAUCCCGAUAUUUCCCGAUUCGAUUGCUUUUUUUUUGCUCCCGAUUCAAUUCCAAUCAUUCCCGAUAAUUUUUCCCGAUCAUAUACAUUAUGGCAAUGCAUUAAGAAAAAAAACGAAUAAAACUCGGACGAAUAUAUACAUUCAACAUACAGUACAUAAGUAUUGUAUUUGUUUAUUACGACAAUAAAUCCUCAAGAUGGCAUUUACAUUAUUAACAUUCUUUCUGUGAGAGGGAUGCACGGAUAGAAAGACGUGUGACUUUGUAUAUUGUGACUAAAUAUUGCCAUCUAGUGUAUUUGUUGAGCUUUCAGGAAGUUAUAGUGUAGCCAUGCCCAACUGCAUGAUGGGAAGUGGAACCAUGACUGUGCGUAGUGCUACCAAUUGAUAUAUCUUCUCUGCAUUGGGAAAUAACAUAAGGGAUUAAGAUAAAGAUCAAUUGCUACCUUUCUUCCCCACAUUGCUUCCCAUGAUAUUUCUAAUCGUAGGGAGAGGGAUUGUAAGGCUUUAGCCAAUUAAAAAAAGGCUCCAAAGGCUGCCAUAAUUCACUCUACUCAUUUUACGCUGCCUUUUAUUUCUCUAUAUAAGUAAAACGGUGCCAUUACAGAUUGAGCGCGACAAUGCGUGAGUGGGUGGUGCAGCGCAUGCAUUAAUUGCGUUAAAUAUUUUAACGUGAUACAUUUUUUAAAAAUUAAUUACCGCCGUUAUCGGGAUAAAUUUGAUAACCCUACCUUAAGCCUAAACUAAAGUCUCUGGAUGAGUGUAACAUAUUAUGUCUGUAAUAUUAAAUACAAUUAGAAAACGAUUUAAUUUUAAAAAAUAUAUAUAUAUAUUGAAAAAAGGCAUGGCCGAUAUUUUUUUGCCGAUUCCGAUACUUUGAAAAUGACGUGAUCGGACCCGAUCGAUCGGGACAUCUCUAGUUACUGUUCUAGUUGUUUCAUUAAUUGCUAGUUAUGUGAUUGAUUGAUGAUUUUACGACACUGCACAGGUGUGCACUGGUCCGCAUAGGAAACGCAGCACUGAUCCUCAUGGGAAACGUACUCUUCCGUAAGUCAAAACACUACCGCGUUUGUCCACCGGCGUCGCUAAAAUCGACCAAAACUGAAAACCUACCACGUGUUGCUUUAACACAGGGCAAUGAAAACUGCGCAGUGGACUGCAGUAGGCCCGCAGCCCAUAGUUUGGACACCCCUGGUUGAAUUUGGAGGAAUAAAGGAAAAGCACAGACAAGCAAAGUACAGUGGUACCUCGACAUACAAAUUUAUUUCUCCCUAGGACCUGGUUUGAAGGUCGAAAUGGUCGAGAUGGAUUCCCCCACAGGAAUACAUUAUAAUUCGAUUAAUUAGUUUCACAGCCCAAAAAUCUACGCUAUAUCCUCAAUAAAUACUCACUCUGGUGCGCUUCUUUGGCUUUGUGCCACUUUCCCUGCUUGCAUCCCAAACGUCCACCAUUGUCAACUUUCCACGCAUAUAUAUUUUUAACCCUUUAUUAACCAUCGACGGGACUGUGUGCUCGUCGAAGCAUUUACGUCAUUGAUGACGUUGACUAUUCAGGACAGCGUUAGUUGAGGUACCACUGUAUUGUUACUUAUUUGAACUCCACAUCAAGAUCAUGACUAUUUUUCUAUGAAUUAAAUUCCAUUGUGCAUUUUAGUUAUGUUGAUUAUGAAAAAUCCUGCAUUCAGUUUUAGUAAAAUACUUUGUUCUUUGAAUUAUUUUAUUUAUUUAGUUUUCGUUUAUUUUAUAUUUAGUUUUUAGUUGUUGUUUUUUUACAGUAAUUUGCUUUUCCAAAGAUGCAUAACUGAAAUUUUGUUAUUUUGGACUAAUUUACGCAGGACCUCAAAUUAGAAUGGGGAUGCUGGAUAGAAAAUUUUUAGCAACGCUAGCAAGUAUCACCUUCCAUAGAUGAUAAAGACUUGAGCGUAGUUAGUGUCAGAAAUAGUGGAGAGGAAAUACUGUAAUGGAAAGUCGGCACGUUUUUAAGACUGUAGCUUUUUUUGUUCAAUAAUGUGGUUGGGUCUUAUAUUACAUAAAGCCAAAGGUUUCAGUGAACACGUCAAUGUGUUUGUGUGCCAAGAAUCUUGAAUAGUAGAGGUGGGAAAGACUGCCAUAGUAAUUUGAGGAUUUGUUCAUUUAUUAGUUGAUUAUUCUGUCAAAUGAAAAUACUGUAUGGACAAACAAUUAAUUGAACAUGAAUAAGAAAAUUAGACGGAAUCCUUUACUAAGACAUGAACUCUUUCGGUGUCUUUCCUGUGAAUUUAAAUUAGUUUGUCACUAGUUGACGUCCAAUCCCUUUGCACUGGGAGGGAAUGAACAGUCAAUGGCAGCGAGUUAAUUAUAAAUUAACUGAACUAAUGCAUUUCCGUUCUGAGUAGCAAUGUGAUUCUAAUGGGGCUUUUUUUCCUAGUUAGCAGAAAUUUCCAAUAAAUCGUUAUAACAGAUGAUGCCUGUUGUUUAAAAAAAUGUUUAUUUUGUU